GGCUCGCGCGGCUUUAACACAGAUGCGGAGCGGCUCUUGUGCUCUGAGCGCGCGCCCGAGAGAGAAAGAGGAACAGCACCAUGACAGCGAACACAUACGACGUGAUUGUGAUUGGCGGAGGCAUCUCAGGUUUGAGUGCUGCCAAGCUGUUGGUGGAGAGCGGCUUAAACCCAGUGGUUUUGGAAGCUAGAGAUCGCGUCGGUGGAAGAACUUUUACUGUUCAGAACAAAGAGACCAAAUGGGUGGAUCUGGGAGGAGCAUACAUUGGUCCCACUCAAAACCGAAUCCUGAGGAUAGCCAAACAGUAUGGGGUGAAGACUUACAAAGUCAAUGAAGAGGAGUCACUGGUUCACUAUGUGAAGGGCAAGUCGUAUCCAUUCAAAGGGCCUUUCCCUCCCGUCUGGAACCCUCUGGCUUACCUUGACUACAACAACCUCUGGAGGACAAUGGACAAGAUGGGAAUGGAGAUUCCAAAGGAGGCUCCAUGGAAGGCUCCCCAUGCUGAAGAGUGGGACAAGAUGACCAUGCAUCAACUCUUUGAUAAGAUUUGCUGGACCAAGGCUGCUCGCCGCUUUGCUACUCUGUUUGUCAAUGUGAACGUGACAUCCGAACCCCAUGAGGUGUCUGCUUUGUGGUUCCUGUGGUACGUCAAGCAGUGCGGUGGCACUAUGAGAAUCUUCUCCACCACAAACGGAGGGCAGGAGCGCAAGUUUGCUGGAGGCUCCAGUCAAAUCAGUGAGGGGAUGGCCAAAGAGCUGGGUGACCGUGUGAAGCUGGAGACAGCCGUCUAUAGCAUUGACCAGACUGGAGACCUGGUGGUGGUCAAGACAGUUAAUGAUGAGAUAUACAAGGCCAAAUAUGUCAUACUUGCCAUACCCCCAGGACUGAACCUCAAGAUCCAUUUUAACCCCGAGCUGCCUCCUUUGAGAAAUCAGCUCAUCCACAGAGUGCCCAUGGGCUCAGUCAUUAAAUGUAUGGUUUACUACAAAGAGAACUUCUGGAGGAAGAAGGGAUACUGUGGCAGCAUGGUGAUCGAAGAAGAGGAUGCACCUAUUGGUCUCACGCUUGAUGACACUAAGCCUGAUGGGUCUGUGCCUGCUAUAAUGGGUUUCAUUCUGGCACGAAAAUCCAGGAAACUGGCGGGUCUUACAAAGGAGGAGAGAAAGAGAAGAAUCUGUGAAAUUUAUUCUCGCGUACUCGGCUCAGAGGAAGCACUGCAUCCUGUGCACUAUGAGGAGAAGAACUGGUGUGAGGAGGAGUAUUCUGGUGGCUGCUACACUGCCUACUUCCCACCGGGUAUCAUGACACAGUUUGGCAGGGUCCUGCGGGAGCCGGUGGGCAGACUGUAUUUUGCCGGGACUGAGACGGCCACUGAGUGGAGCGGUUACAUGGAGGGAGCCGUACAGGCAGGAGAGAGAGCGACUAGAGAGAUUUUGUGUGCGAUGGGAAAACUCCACGCAAGUCAGAUCUGGCAGUCAGACCCUGAUUCAUUGGAUGUUCCAGCCCAGCCGUUUGUUACCACCUUCUGGGAAAGAAACUUGCCAUCGGUUGGAGGACUCCUAAAGUUUAUGGGCGUGUCCUCAUUCCUGGGUCUUGCCACAGCAGCGGGAGUGGUAGCCUAUAAGAAGGGGCUCCUCCCACAAGUAUAAUUCCCCACCAACUUACAGCCUAUUCUAUGUCACUUGGCCUUUGUGAUUGCGUGAUUCAGCCAAUGACCUAAUCGCGGCCAUGACACUCUCUGGGUAUGUGGUCGAGUUAUUCAGAUGAGAUUUGAAAAUUACAAAAUCAACAAUAUUAUGAGUAGCUAUUGGGAUCGGCCCUGUCCAGAGUAUACAAGCUGCCCACAUUAAAAGAAAUAAAGAAUGACAGCAACAUC
This is a messenger RNA of Paramisgurnus dabryanus, 1876 nucleotides long. RefSeq names its product monoamine oxidase (gene maoa). Gene Ontology annotation, molecular function: primary methylamine oxidase activity; flavin adenine dinucleotide binding. Lineage: Eukaryota; Metazoa; Chordata; Actinopteri; Cypriniformes; Cobitidae. The record is from RefSeq and is a predicted model, not a curated record. Gene Ontology annotation, cellular component: mitochondrion.